Dendrobium catenatum is the source of this 2685-nucleotide messenger RNA. RefSeq names its product pentatricopeptide repeat-containing protein At2g03880, mitochondrial. NCBI's taxonomy places the organism in Eukaryota, Viridiplantae, Streptophyta, Magnoliopsida, Asparagales, Orchidaceae. Gene Ontology annotation, biological process: RNA modification. The transcript has a single exon. The coding region runs from base 76 to 2472 and encodes 798 amino acids. The record is from RefSeq and is a predicted model, not a curated record. Gene Ontology annotation, molecular function: zinc ion binding; protein binding; RNA binding.
CCCGCACUCCCUUCAAAGGAACCCGGCAUAUAUUAACCCGGGUGAAUUUGAACCCACCGCUCUUUUUCCCUUAGCAUGAGCGUCGCUUCUUACGCCUCCCUCACAAUUCAAUCAUGCCCCCGAUCUCUAAACACUCUUCUUGACUGCAACAGACGCUUGAACUUCCUUUCGAAGUCUGGUCGGCUCAGCGAUGCCAGGCGUCUCUUUGAUGAAAUGCCCCACCGAGAUGCCAUCUCUUGGAACACCCUCAUUUCUGCCUACGCCCGCUCCGGCCUCUUUCCCGACGCUCUUCAUCUUUUCCACAGCUGCCCUCAUCUUCACUCCUCCUCAAUCCCCUGGUCUUCCCUCAUCUCCGGCUUUUCACGGCACGGCCGUGCUGCUGAUGCCCUACUCCUCUUCCGCAGCAUGCUUGCGGCCGGCAUCCGCCCCGAUCCCUAUUCUCUGGGCGCCUCGCUUCGUGCGUGCUCCACUCUCCCUUCCAUCAUCGUAGGUCUUCUCGGCCAUGCUCUCGCGAUCAAGUCCUCCCUCGACGCCGAUUCCUUUAUAGCCGCCGCCCUAGUGGACAUGUAUUCCAAAUGCGGCGAAUCUGCCAUUGCAGGCGCGGUCUUCGCUUCCGUUCCAAUAGAGCAUCUGACCAACCGGGUUCUCUGGACCGCUGUCAUCUCAGCCCGUGUAAAUAAUGGCGACCACUUCAUUGCGAUGGACUGCUUUCGCCUAAUGCGAGCUAAGGAUAUGUAUCCAAACCAAUUUACUCUUCCGAGCGUCCUCUCGGCAUGUGCUUCUGAACUUGCUCUUGGGUUCGGUCAGCAGAUCCAUGCCGUGGCGAUUCAUACAGGGCUCGACACUAACCAGUUCAUCCAGAGCUCGCUGGUGAGCUUAUACGCCAAGUGCUCCUACAUCUCUGAUGCAAAGAUGAUUCUUGAGUCGGCGGAGCACGAUGACCCGGUAUCGUGGAACAGUCUCAUAGUAGCAUGCUCCCGCGCGGCGAUCCACGAGGUCGUACUCUUCCUCUUCCUUCAAAUGCGCCAAAGAGAUAUCAAACUAGACGAGUUCACACACCCCUCAGCGCUCAAUUCCGUUGCUUCUGUUGGACAUCUAUGCAAUGGAUGCGCUCUCCAUUGCUUGAUCUUGAAGACGGGCUUCACCAACCAUCAGCAUGUUGGCAACGCCCUCAUCGAUAUGUACGCCAAGUGUGGGCGACCAAAGAUCGCCCUCGAGAUGUUCGAGGAUUUGCCGCACAAGGAUAUUGUUGGAUGGACUGCGCUGUAUAAUGGCUAUGCUCGCCACAUCUCUCACGAGUCAGCGCUCCAGCUCUAUUGCUUGACGCGAGCUGCCAGGGUCAGGCCGGAUGAGUUCAUUCUCUCCGGUGUGCUCAGUUCUUGCGGCGAACUCACUCUUCUUGAACUGGGUACACAGGCUCAUGCGCUAGCAAUCCAACUGAGUCUUGAAUCAUUCCGUUCGGUUGGCAAUGCCCUUGUUACAAUGUAUGCUAAGAGCGGGUGUGCCGAUGAAGCGCGUGUGGUGUUUGACUCAAUGAGCUGGCGAGAUGCAAUUACGUGGACAGCUAUUAUCAUGGGGUAUGCUCGCAAUGGUCGAGGCUGCGAGUCUCUCCCGCUCUUCGACUGCAUGGUUCGAGAAGGGGCUCGACCAGACUAUGUGACCUUUAUUGGUCUUUUGUUCGCUUGUAGCCAUAGCGGUUUGGUGUGGAUCGGUCGGACAUACUUUGAGUCAAUGGAGCAGGUCUAUGGGGUAUCCCCUGGACCUGAGCACUAUGCGUGCAUGGUGGAUUUGUUAGGUCGGACUGGUCGAUUUAGCGAGGCGAUAGAGCUAUUGUGUCAGGCAGGUCAAGCUGCUGAUUUGACUGUGUGGAAGGCAUUGCUAGCGACAAGUGCAAUGCAUCGCAACAUUGAUGUGGCAGAGUGGGCGGCGAAGCAGGUGCUACGAUUGGAUCCAAAUGAUGCAGCAUCAUAUGUGAUGCUAUCAAACAUGUACUCUUGGGCUGGUCAAUGGGCAAAGGCGGCCCAAAUGAGGGGGAUGAUGCGUGCAAAUAGGGUGUAUAAGGAACCCGGCUGUAGUUGGAUGGAGGAAGAGGGGAAAGUAUACGUGUUCCACGCAGAGGACAAAGGUCAUCCGAGGGCGACGGAGAUAUACGAGAAAGUUAGGGAGAUGCUAGAGCGAGUGCGAGCUGAGGGGUAUGUGGUUGACACAAAGUGGGCUCUACAAGAUGUGACAAGAGAGGAGAAAGAGAGGGGGCUAGCGCACCACAGUGAGAAGCUCGCAGUGGCGUUUGGGUUGAUGAGCAACCCUAUAUGUAAGCCCAUACGAGUUUAUAAGAAUUUGAGGAUUUGUGGGGAUUGCCAUAGCGUCUUGAAACUGGUUGCUAAGGUGUAUGAAAGAGUGAUUGUGUUGAGGGAUCUCAAUUGCUUCCAUCACUUUAUUGGGGGGAAUUGCUCAUGUUCUGAUUUCUGGUAGUAUUAGGCGAGAAAAUUUAUUGAAGGAUCUCAACUGAUUGUGAGCUUAUAAAAUUGAUCGUAUUGGCUCACACUAUUCUAUAUCAUCAAAUCAGAAAAGUUGCUAAGACUGAACAUGAGCAAAAUAUAUGAAUUGGUCAGACAAGAUAGAAGACCAUGUUGUCGUUGUACGAUAUUUAUUUUAUUUAGAUUACAUUUAUGAUUUUUUUUCUAA